Messenger RNA from Symbiodinium sp. CCMP2592, 3453 nucleotides. NCBI's taxonomy places the organism in Eukaryota, Dinophyceae, Suessiales, Symbiodiniaceae. The record is from the annotation of a GenBank genome assembly.
AUGGAUGCCGUCAUUGACUCGCUCGUGUCAUCGUCAGAGCCGGACUGGAAGCCGAACGUCGCCGUUGUUAUCAUUGACAUGCUUGUGCGCCGUGGAUUCGUUCGACCCGAAGAGGAGGGCUAUGUGGAGCUCGUGCAUGAUGCCGGGUCGUUGCCUGAGAAGAGAAGAGCAACAGAUGGGUCGGGAAUGAACGAGGUCACGAAUGGUGUUGCCUUCAGCGCAGUCGUGGCUACGAAGGACUCCAUCCGCACCAAGGACUACACCAAUCCGAACAUGAGGUACGUCGCAGCGGAGUCCAUUGCAAGCGACCGGAUCCUCAUCACUUUGCAGGUGGAUGAAGGUGCAAUGGUUUGGUGCGCCGCCUGGAGCACCGAUCCGGCUUUCACCGACUCCUUGGAUGCAGAGACGAAGAUCAAGAACGAGGAUGCCAACUGCCAGGAUGGGCGAGGCAAUCAGUGCGGCACGUUCUGGGUCUACGACCUGGAUGACAUUGAAGAUGCGGAUUCGGAUGGCGUUAAUUCCCGAGCGGACUAUGACGACAUCUACAAAUGGAAGUUCAAUCAGGAUGUGGACAUCAUUGUCUCUGGUCUCCAGGAGGAGACGGAUUAUCCCUUCAUCUACUGCUUUGCAGAAGAUGACGAGGUGCCUCCGAACGGGCCGAACAAAAUGAUCUUCGACAGCUCUGCUAGUGGUUCCGACAACAUGCAUACCAUGCAGCAGGAAAUUGGCACCGUGCAAACCUUGGACGAGUCCCCACCAAUCUUCACGAGGUUGCAGAUUCCAGACCCAACAGCCGUCAACAACCAGAUCGUGGUUACGUUCAAGCUCAACGAGGCGGGCACUGCGUACUGCCGGGCCAAGAGGAGCGACUCGGCCGAGCCAACGUUGCACAUCAAUCAGAUCCUGUCCGCAGACUUCUCCCAGGAAAUCUUCGAUCCCGUCAAUGACGUGGGGACGAUCACGAUCACAAGUCUGGAGGCGCGCGAUCCCUCCAGUGUGCUCUACGAAGCCUCCCAGUACGACGUGUACUGCUGGGCUAAAGACAGUGCUGUGGACACGCAUGGCUUCGCACGUCCCAACUACAUGUCCCAAAGCACGGUGGAGACGGCGGUUGGAGCCGAUGUCAACAACCCGUCUGGAGGGCUCACGGAGAAUGUCUGGAUCACAGACACUACGCCGCCAACCAUCAUCGUGGUAUCUCGUGAGGCCUUGGGCGAAUCACACAUCCAGGUCACCUUGCAGCUCAACGAGCCUGGCACUGUGUGGUGCCAAGUGGCAGAUCAGGACGGCUCCCCGACUGGCACGAGAUAUUGCCAGAACAGCGCGAUCGACUUCCUGACGUCCUCGGACCCGUGCUACUAUGAAACAUGGAUUCAAGGUGUCAAUCGUGGGGGUUCCGACUCUACCGUUUUCAUGGAGGAGGUGCAUGUUCCGUACCAGGACUUCGACAUUGACAUGACCCGCAUUGAGAAGGUCACGGCCACUGUCGCUGGAGAGGCCAUGGUGGGCAAUUACUUCUACUACGUCUGGUGUUUCGCCCAAGAUGACUGGGUGAACCAGGCUCCGACGCCCUCACCUUCGCCGUCCUUCGUAGCGCCUGUGAAUCCCAACAAGGUCCAGCAGGCCCACAUGACUGCAGUGAACUUGGCCAUCGGGCAGGUGACAACACUCGACCAGACACCACCUACGUUCACAGGAACUCCAGUGAGCGCCGCUCUGUCCGAAACCUCAUUGCAGAUCACGCUCGGCUUGGACGAAGCAGGCACCAUCUGGUGCAUGCCUGUGCGGUCAACCUUUGCCGAGCCAAGCAUAAACGAGAUUCUCCAGAACAACGAAUACGACGUCGACUGCUUCACCGCCGCUUGCACGGUCACCAUGGCGAAUCUCGAUGCCAAGACCUUGUACGACAUUUGGUGCUACGCGGAGGAUGACAAUGUCUAUCCGCAAAUUCCCAACGGCCAGAAGUUCGUCGCCGGUGAUGUGGUCACCCUGAGCACUCAGGACACAACUCCGCCGGUUCUCACCAUCGUCUCGGCCGAGUCGCCUAUCAGUUCGGAUAUCCGGAUCAAGGUCAAGAUGGACGAGCCAGGAACAGUGUACUGCAACUCCUUCCAAUCGUCAACAGCCUAUGGCACGCCAACCUUUGCAUCUGUUGCUGGUGGCGGCUUUCAGUCGUACGUUGGCUUCCCACUGCUGUCGCCGAACAGUCCAGUGAACACCAAUGUGGAGGUUGUUGUCUCUGGCUUGAAUGAGUUGACGCUUUACGACACGUACUGCGCAGCGGUUGAUGCUUCCACCCUGCCGACGGUCAACGAGAUGACACAGGCUUCGAUUCUGAACACCUUCCCAGCCAUAGGCCAGCUCACGACCCUGGAUCAAUCGCCUCCUGUCUUCACCGAGCUCGGUGCGAAGGGCACCACGGAGAACAACAUCCAGGUUACCUUCAAGUGCAACGAGGCCUGCAGGGCUUACUGUCGUGUCACUCGAAGCGACUCCGGCGAGACGAGCCUCAGCGUCAACCGCAUCCUCAAGGCCGACUACUAUGCGGACCAGACCGGAGGGGCAGGGCUCUCUGCAACGAUCGACCUGGCGCGGUUGGAGAACGACGUCAGCUUGGACCUGCUUGACCGGGGCACUCUGUACGACGUCUACUGUUGGAGCCGCGACGAAGCUGUUCAGUACUCCUGCUACGCGCAGGCGCCGAGUGCCUCGUGUACGACCUACCCCAGGAACAACUACCAGGACCAAACCUAUGUCGACACCGCCUUCGGCGGGACACCGCCGGCGACGGUCACCAACGGGGCGGGCCUGCCAGGAGGGAAGAUCCUGCAUGUCAGAACUCCAGACACAACGCCGCCCACCAUCACUUUCGUGGAAGCGGAGUCGACGGAGGAGUCCUCCAUCACCGUUACGCUUCAGCUGGAUGAGCCAGGGACAGCGUAUUGCAAGGCCUACACCACCACGCAGACAGUGGAUGCUGCACUUUACACCGCACUUAUCACAGCACCCGUCUACAAGAACACCGUCACAAACUGGAACAACAUUUACAAAAACUUCGACAUCAAGGUCUCUGGCCUCACCAUGGAAACCAAGUACUUCGUCUACUGCGCAGCAGAAGACGACGAGCUCGUGGAGGGUGCCACCACCAUCGACCCAGCACCUGUUUCGAACAACGAAGCCUUGCCGGUGCUCGUUGAAGCGACAGGCCGCUUCACGUUGGAUUUGACCCCACCGAUCAUCACCGUCGUCUCAAUCGCCUCCAACAGCGAAACGACGGCGACCGUGACGUUGCAACUGGACGAGCCUGGAACAGCUUGGUGUACAGCUGUCCGGGACCAGUUCACACCUCCAAGCAUCAACCAGAUCAUCGCGGCAAGCUUCUCUUCGACAGUGCUGACGGCAGCCACGGACUUCACGGUCCAGGUUCAGAAUCUUAUCCGCGACACCGAGUGA